This is a messenger RNA of Schistocerca americana (American grasshopper), 3972 nucleotides long. RefSeq names its product F-box/WD repeat-containing protein 2-like. The record is from RefSeq and is a predicted model, not a curated record. The transcript has 5 exons. NCBI's taxonomy places the organism in Eukaryota, Metazoa, Arthropoda, Insecta, Orthoptera, Acrididae. Gene Ontology annotation, molecular function: protein binding. The coding region runs from base 51 to 1595 and encodes 514 amino acids.
AUCUGACGUUUAUUGUUUACAGUCGUCUUGUUUGUUUACACGGAGUGGAAAUGUCUGAAGAUGCCGAGAACAGUGCUGGAAAGCAAAGCGAUAAAACAGAAGGCGAUGGUGAACGUAAUGAGUCUGCUGAAAAGUGGAUCAUAGAGGCACAAACUAAAUUUAAGUCAUUGUCACUUGAUGAGCAGGUGAAGUUUUUUGGCUUUCUUUUAGAAGGAACAACUCCAGAAGUACGCUACAAAAUAUUUAAAGAAGUGCACAAAUACUUUCAUCAUGACAUACUAGUCUUUCUUCCAGUGGAAUUACAGGAGUACAUAUGUCAUUAUAUUGAUGUUGUAUCAUUGAUACAAGCAUCCUGUGUGAAUAAGGAGUGGAAUAGGGUAAUUGAUUCACUGAGUGAUGUCUGGCGGAGAAAAUACUUUUUGCUUGGAAAUAAGCAAAGAGGGAAAGAGGAAAGAGACUGGAAAGCAGCUUGUCUGAGAACACUAAAGUUGCGCACUGCUAUUUCCAAUGGCUCAGCAUAUCAUCAUCAUAAUGUGAGAGCAAUCUGUUUAAGCUCAGACCAAAUAACUGGAUUAGACUGUUGUAAGGACUUGUUAAUUGCUUGUUCUGAUGAUCAAGUUGGUGUCUGGAGUACUAAGGAUUAUGAACUGAUAAGCAUAUUUACUGUACCGUACCGUGUCUCAUGCCUGAAGAUAGAUAUUGGUGACAUUUUGGCGUGUGGUCACAGCUCAGGGCACAUUACAACGUGGUCAUUAAACUACAGAGAUCACGAAUGCAGACCAGCCUCGAGGCUCGAAUACCGUGGUCAUACUGGUGUGGUAAUUAGUGUCAGCUUAAGUGCAGAAAUUGACUUGUUGGUUAGUGGUGCUACAGACUAUACUGCCAAAUUGUGGUGUAUUAGCACCGGGCAGUUAGUGAGAACUAUAGUGGAACAAAGUCGCUGGAUUAUUCAGGUCACACUUUUGCCAGUAUACAAAGGAUCGAAUCCAAAAACUUUAUCUAAAGACAAAAAUUCCUUGCUUAUAAAAACAAGAGACCAAAUUAAAAUAUUUUCAUGGUGUGCAUAUUUUGAUUGUUGCCCUUAUGGUGAUGUGAAUUCAUUAGAAGAUGGUGUUGUGCAAUAUCCCUUGAAUGCUGUCCACAAUUUCCAAACCCCAGGAUGUUUUGUUCAAGGAGGAAAUGUUGUGUAUAUAAACCAAACAUUGGCACGAAGUGAUGAACCUGGAAAUGCUGAAAUUGUGUUUGAAAAUUUAGAGAAGCAGCAAUGCACCAAGAGAAUACGUUCCUUUUACAAAGUUCGGAAACUUUUAGCAGUUGGUGACAGGUUUGCUGUUUUGCUGCUACCACACUGUGACAAUUUCAUGUCCAAUCUCCUUAUAGUGGAAAUAAGUACAGGUGAAGUAGUGGGAGGAACUAUUGUGCCACAUUCCAGUUCAUCAACACCAGACCUGGCACAGAUCGUAAUGGGAGAUGAAGCGUGGCUCAGUGAUUUGAGUCAGCUGCAUCAUGAAGACAUUCUUUUGGCAGCUGGACUUUUCCAUGGCCAAAUUAGGGUUAUAACAUGGUACGAUCCCAACAGAAAAUUUACUGGUUAGAGGACUUUUAAAAGUGGAUACAAAUUGUAACAUUGUCUUGAAAGUCUCCAGAUGAAGAGGAGAUAGAGAACAAGUACAAGAAAGGUUGUGUAACCUAAUUGUCAACUGUAUUUGUUAUAAGCAUAGAAAGGAACAGUUCUCAUACUUCAUAACACAGUAGCUUAUCAUCAUUUUUCACACUGUAUUCUUUGGACACCAUUAACCAAAGCAUUACAUGUCAUUUUUUCAUAGAAGUAAAACAUAUGAUGUACUAAAAACUAUGUCUUCCCAAAAAUUGAACAGGUUGAAAGAUGUACUUUGUUUAAAUGUUACAUCUUAUUUGCUAUGAAUAAUGUGUAGCUUAUAUUAAGUUGUCUUUGUGGUCAAUUGGAGCACAAUCAUCAGUGAAAUCUGAAAAUGCUCGUAGUGCCUUUUCAUGUUGUUCCUAUAAAGAUUGAUUGCUGGACUGGAAAAUCAGCUCCAUAAGUAACAAAAACUAAUUUUAAAGUGCUCAUAAUCUUGCUGAAAUGUAGAAAAUAUCAGGAUUGGAGUGCUUUUGGUAAAGUAAAUAUUGUGUUCAAAAGAUGUAUCUGAAAAGGAAAGCUUACAAUUGCUGUGUAUUAGCAGUUUCCACUUGUGGCUCUGAGGCAGGAACUGUGAGCAGCAGACCAGCACACACCUGCUGGGAAUUACCGGAAAGGAAGGGAAGGGAAGGGAAGGGAAGGCAAGGCAAGGCAAGGCAAGAGAAGGGAAGGGGAGGCGAGGGGCAGGCUGGAGUCAAAGGUGAAGCACAGGUGGCAGAACAUGUAGCCAACUGAAUACUGGGCAGGUGGACUAAAGAAGUUGUUUGCUAGAUUCCAAGAGAUAAUAAAAGAUUGCAGCUAAGACCUACCAGGAGAAAUGACCUUAGGAAAUUUGCAAGAGCAACAUGGAUGCUAAUGUCAUAAGCCUGUAAUUCAUGGGAACUCCAGAAGAGUCUUUUAGCCGGCAGUGGAUAUUAAUAUCUGGUGGUGGUGGUGGUGAUGGUGAUGGUGAUGAUGAUGAUGAGGAUGAUGUUGAUGAUGAUGAUGAUGACUCUUCAGAUUAAUCAGGGACAUAUCAGUGAUUGGCAUAAUAAGAGCUGUAACUUUCCAUAGCCAAUUGCGUUUAAAGUUUGAUGGCAUUAUCCUAAAUAUCAAGAUUGUUGAUGAGUGGCCCAAGGAAAAAUGUGUACUUUAUGUUUCUAAAGUUCAUAUGAUAUAUCAGAUAAAACAAUUCAGUGGAUUCUGCUAAUUGACUUAUUAAUAAUUAAGAUGUGGCCUAUUGAUGUACUGAAUUUAGAAAAUAUUGCACACAUAUAAUAUUACCAGCUAGCUUUUUAUGGUUCCUGUUUUAAGUUUUUGUUAAAAAUGGGAAGAAUUGGAAGUAACUCAAGGCUCAGCUAGUUGUAUUUUUUUAUAAUUUUGAGAUCAUAUGUCUGUGAUAAUCUUUGUAUGGCUUAACAUUAGCCACUGCAAUUAGUAUUGUUGGUAGUAUAAAUCACAGUGAUCGAGCGCAAUAGUAGUUCUGACCUUGGAUUGCGUAAACAAUAAAUUUAUCUGCGAUAAAAUGUCAUCUUCUAAGUGAUGCAAUGAUGCAGUGUUGUUUACUUGUAAUAUGCUGUAAUAUGAAGAAACUUCACCAUAGAAGACUGUUCAAGUAAGUGUAUAAUGUUCCAGAAUUGGUUUACAGUGAGGAAUCUAAAUUUAUUUUGUGGUUCAAUACAUAUCGAGUAUGAGCUCAUUUCUCAUACGAAAUAAAUUAUUUUUGUCGCCAGUUACUUCCUAAUGAUUCUGUUUUCUUCUGCUAACCAUGAUGGGUUACACAAAUUUGUUUUCUGGUCCUUCACGGUAAUAGUUUGGUUACAGUGAUUUGUGUGUGAGUGAUUUAUUGCAUUUUUAUACUUUGCUUCAAGCAUAAUAAAUGUUGGUACUGCAGGAACUCACAUCACCCCCAGCAUGUUAAACACACACAUUGUCUGUCAAAUAUAAAAGCGAUGAGAAUAAGUUCUUGAAACAUUUUAUUCUGAGCACAGUAAAGCAGUAGUUGCGAAGUGACUGGUAACACAAUCCAUAAAUCCAUAAAUUGAAAAUGUUGAAGUAGUAGCAGCUUUUAAUUACAUGAUUAAUGAACUGGGAUUUGAACCUGUUGAAUAGACUAUCUCUGAGUAAAUGUUAUGGAGUAUGAAUGUAUAUUAUUUCAUUAAGAUAUAUGCAGGAGUAAAACUGGUCCAUCAUACACUUUGUAGCAUUGGCCCAUUACAUUUAUAGAGAUCAUAAGGAACAUUUUCAAUAUAUUUUGUACUGUUGCUUUGGCACGUAGGAAUUUCUGCUUCUGGGAAGUAAUGGUACAGUUUCAGUCAGCACAGAGAAGAGCAAUG